This is a messenger RNA of Menidia menidia (Atlantic silverside), 3675 nucleotides long. The record is from the annotation of a GenBank genome assembly. Lineage: Eukaryota; Metazoa; Chordata; Actinopteri; Atheriniformes; Atherinopsidae.
CUAUGUCUGAAGGCGGAGUUGAUAGUUCUGACGUCUGGUGUCACAGAGCCCACCUCUUCCUGUCGGUGUCAGAAAGGCAACUUCACCAUAUUUAGCUGGCUUGCCGAAGCCCUGCAGAGUUGAUCUGUCAACCAGCCUGGAAAUCUUGACACUUAUCGGCAGGUCCAAUACGGUCUUGACAGCUUUUUUUCGCCCACCCGGAUACAACUUACGGAGGCCGGCGUCGUUGGGAUACGGUGCUGGAGAACGGGGUCGGUUUUAACAGCCGCUUUUAACGCCAUAAAAGUAGCCCGUCGUCUGUUAGAAAUUCAACUAUCAUUCGCGCUAGCCAGCUAGCUAAUUACUGUAGCGCCUCCGACGUACGCUUUCCCGCAGAUAACACAUUUAUGCCGCCCUUGUUAAUAUUCAUCCAUCGGUAGGAAUGUGUUUGGACUCCACGACCCCGCUGAGAUGAUAUCCUGACAGCCCCUCUCGUCUGUUCCAGCCACUUUCCUAACCCUGGCUAGCGAGCUAACUUGGCUAACUAGCGGGUUUUCGUUGCUACAGCGCCGUUGGCCAGCAGCGGUUCUCCGUCGUGGCGCUGACAUCCGAAUUCAUACUCCGGCCGAGUGCAAACGGCACUUAGAGGGGUCGCUGAAGACCAGCGGCCGUACGUAAGGACCCCCCUUUUGACAAGACACACACACGGAAAAGGGAUUUGUGGGGGGUCGGGGGAGGCUCCGGAGCCCGGGACACGCAGCACCGGUGAGGGGCUGUAACUCGUGAGGAGACGCCGGAGUUGACGGAGGAGUCCCCAACCGUUUGACAUCUGUGAUCCGGGAAGUGAACCGGGCAGGGACCUCAUGAAUGGAAAUCGGAACUACAGGAGCCGUUGGGGCCCAGGCCCUGUUCUCUAUGCCUCGGCGGCCUGGCUAUGGCACCAUGGGGAAGCCAAUCAAGCUGCUGGCCAACUGCUUCCAGGUGGAGAUCCCAAAGAUGGAUGUCUACCUUUACGAGGUGGACAUCAAGCCUGACAAGUGCCCUCGUCGGGUCAACAGGGAGGUGGUUGACUCUAUGGUGCAGCACUUCAAGGUGACAAUCUUUGGGGAUCGCCGGCCAGUCUACGAUGGAAAGAAGAGUCUGUACACAGCCAACCCACUGCCUGUGGCACCCACAGGGGUGGACCUUGAUGUCACUCUUCCAGGCGAAGGGGGGAAAGAUCGGCCCUUUAAAGUCUCCAUUAAGUUUGUGUCUCUGGUCAGCUGGCACAUGCUCCACGAGGUGCUGACCGGCCGCAGCAUGCCUGAGCCCCUGGAACUGGACAAGCCCAUCAGCACCAACCCCGUUCACGCUGUGGAUGUGGUGCUGCGACACCUGCCCUCCAUGAAGUACACUCCCGUGGGCCGAUCCUUCUUCUCUGCUCCAGAGGGCUACGACCAUCCUCUGGGAGGUGGAAGGGAGGUUUGGUUUGGCUUCCAUCAAUCUGUGCGUCCUGCCAUGUGGAAGAUGAUGCUUAACAUUGAUGUCUCUGCCACAGCCUUCUACAAAGCCCAGCCAGUUAUCCAGUUCAUGUGUGAGGUUCUGGACAUCCACAACAUAGACGAGCAGCCUCGCCCUCUCACAGACUCUCACCGGGUCAAAUUCACCAAAGAAAUCAAAGGUGAAGCCGGGAUUGAAAGUGUUCCUGCUUAUGGGGGUCGAGCUCCGAUUAAUGGAAGUGUGCAUGUGGAGCAGCCGUUUGAGCGGCCCAAUUUGAGCACAUCCCAGGCAUGUAAACGUCACUUUAAUUCUCCAGGUUUGAAGGUGGAGGUGACGCACUGUGGAACCAUGCGGAGGAAGUACCGUGUUUGCAACGUGACCCGUCGGCCUGCCAGCCAUCAAACGUUCCCUCUGCAGCUAGAGAAUGGUCAGACUGUAGAACGUACAGUAGCCCAGUAUUUCAGGGAGAAGUACAACCUGCAGCUCAAAUACCCACAUUUGCCCUGUCUACAAGUGGGCCAGGAGCAAAAGCACACCUACCUGCCCCUCGAGGUUUGUAACAUUGUAGCUGGUCAACGGUGCAUUAAGAAGCUGACAGAUAAUCAGACCUCCACGAUGAUAAAAGCCACAGCUCGCUCUGCACCUGACAGACAGGAGGAGAUCAGCAGGCUGGUGCGCAGUGCCAACUAUGAAGCAGAUCCUUUCGUGCAAGAGUUCCAGUUCAAAGUGCGUGACGAGAUGGCCCACGUGACGGGGCGAGUGCUACCCGCCCCCAUGCUGCAGUACGGCGGCAGGGUGAGCACAGAGCACUUUAUGACGGAGCUGUCAUUUCAGAACCGUACUGUAGCCACGCCCAGCCACGGGGUUUGGGACAUGAGGGGAAAGCAGUUCCACACAGGGGUGGAGAUCAAGAUGUGGGCCAUUGCCUGCUUCGCCACACAGAGGCAGUGUCGGGAAGAAAUUCUCAAGGGUUUCACUGACCAGCUGCGCAAAAUCUCAAAGGACGCUGGGAUGCCCAUCCAAGGCCAGCCGUGUUUCUGUAAAUACGCCCAGGGAGCGGACAGCGUGGAGCCAAUGUUCAGACACCUGAAGAACACUUACGCCGGGUUGCAGCUCAUCAUCGUCAUCCUGCCGGGGAAGACUCCAGUCUAUGCGGAAGUGAAGCGUGUGGGAGACACCCUUUUGGGCAUGGCAACCCAGUGUGUCCAGGUGAAGAAUGUGGUAAAGACGUCACCUCAGACUCUCUCCAACCUCUGCCUCAAGAUCAAUGUGAAACUGGGAGGCAUUAACAACAUCCUGGUGCCUCACCAACGGCCAUCAGUGUUCCAGCAGCCAGUUAUCUUCUUGGGGGCAGAUGUUACUCAUCCACCAGCCGGAGAUGGGAAGAAACCUUCAAUUGCAGCAGUGGUUGGCAGCAUGGACGCGCACCCCAGCAGGUACUGUGCUACUGUGCGUGUCCAGAGGCCCCGUCAAGAGGUCAUCCAGGAUUUGGCCUCUAUGGUACGAGAACUGCUGAUCCAGUUCUACAAAUCUACUCGCUACAAGCCCACCAGGAUCAUUUUCUACAGGGACGGAGUUUCAGAAGGCCAGUUCAGACAGGUGCUGUAUUAUGAGCUGCUGGCCAUCCGUGAGGCCUGUAUCAGCCUGGAGAAGGAGUACCAGCCAGGCAUCACCUAUAUCGUUGUGCAAAAACGCCACCAUACACGCCUCUUCUGUGCCGACCGCAAUGAGAGAGUUGGACGUAGUGGAAACAUUCCCGCUGGUACCACUGUGGAUACGGACAUCACGCAUCCCUACGAGUUUGAUUUUUACCUCUGCAGUCACGCUGGAAUACAGGGCACCAGCCGGCCCUCCCACUACCAUGUGCUGUGGGAUGACAAUUGUUUUACCGCUGAUGAGUUCCAGCUGCUCACCUACCAGUUGUGCCACACCUACGUGCGCUGUACCCGCUCAGUCUCCAUCCCCGCGCCAGCCUACUACGCCCACCUGGUGGCCUUCCGCGCACGCUACCAUCUGGUGGACAAAGAGCAUGACAGAAUGCACUUUGCCACUCUCAUGUUGUUAUUGUGGGUCAUGCGUCACAGCUGGUCCUCUCCUGAUUUCUGUAGCGCUGAAGGCAGCCAUGUGUCUGGUCAAAGCAACGGACGAGACCCCCAGGCGCUGGCCAAAGCUGUCCAGAUCCACCACGACACCCUGAGGACCAUGUACUUCGCCUGA